AUGCCCUUCUGCCGCAGGAGAGACAACAAGUCCCGUUUUCCCUACGCCUGGUACUGGCGAGGCAAGUCGCUGCGCAAAGGCGAGGAUCAAGGAGAGUUCAUCACGCCGGUAUGCAUGGAUCUCCCACGAGAGAGGGAACAUCAGUCCCUCGAUCCACCGUACGCUUCGGUGAACAGAUCCCACCAUCAUCACCCUCAUCCUCGUCGUCAUCAUCACCGACCCAGCGACCACGUCCGCAGGGCGGAGAACAACACCAAGACCGAUAAUCGACGCAGAUAUAUCCUUCGGGAGUUGGAUGUCCGGCUGGGAAUCAUGGCCAGGAAGUACUACAUCGCUACCCUUGCAUCUAUCAUGGGGAUUCGUCGUCGGUCUCCAUCUCCCCCAGGGAAUUUAAACCGUCGGUGCCUUGUCCUGUGCAUCUGCAGCCUGAGCAUCGUGGGUCCUGUCCGGCAUGUAGGAAGCAUCAUUAUCAGGGCCAGUGUUAUCUGCGACGCGGUCGUUCGGUCCGUGAGUGCUGCCAUGGCUGCUUCGUCCCGGAGGAUCAUGCUCUACCGAGGGAUCUCUGGGACGCAGAUGAACCUGACGAUGUAG
This is a messenger RNA of Aspergillus tanneri, 591 nucleotides long. RefSeq lists its product as uncharacterized. Lineage: Eukaryota; Fungi; Ascomycota; Eurotiomycetes; Eurotiales; Aspergillaceae. The record is from RefSeq and is a predicted model, not a curated record. The transcript is spliced from 2 exons. The coding region runs from base 1 to 591 and encodes 196 amino acids.